CAGUCCAUGUCAGUAGUACCCGUGGCACUGUCCUUGCUGGCUUCCUUCAUCUCCGCUAUCACGGUGUUGGGAACACCUGCAGAGAUCUACACUAACGGGACCAUGUUCUGGAACUUUGUGAUCGCCUACACCAUCACCAUCCUGCUGGUGGCAAGGCUCUUCAUCCCGGCCUUCUAUAGCCUGGGACUCACGAGUACAUAUGAGUAUCUGGAAAUCCGAUUCUCCAAAGUCGUACGUUUGGUCUGCACUGUACUCUUCAUGGCCAAUAUGCUCCUGUACAUGGGACUCGUGCUUUAUGUGCCUUCUCUGGCUCUCAACGCAGUGACGGGUCUGACGCUGUGGGGCGCUGUUGUAGCUGUGGGCGUGGUCUGCACCUUCUACACAACAUUGGGCGGCAUGAAGGCGGUGAUGUGGACCGACGCGUUCCAGGUAGUUGUGAUGGUGGCGGGGUUUCUCUCGGUGAUUAUCCAGGGGACCAUGGAUGUGGGCGGGAUGGCGCGGGUCUGGCAACUCAACACACAGGGACAGAGGAUCCAGUUCUUCAAUUUUGACCCCGACCCUCGGAUUCGCCACUCGUCCUGGAGUGUGGCGGUGGGAGGAACGUUCAUCUGGCUGGCGGUGUACGGAGUCAACCAGGCACAGGUCCAGCGUUACCUCAGCUGCCCGUCCGUCAAGAAAGCGCAGAUCGCCAUCUUGUGGAACAUCCCGGGACUGUCCCUCCUCGUGUCCUUCGCCUGUGUGAGCGGACUGGUGAUGUACGCCCGGUACCACGACUGCGACCCGAGGUUGGCGGGGUACAUCGACAACUCAGACCAGAUGAUGCCGUACUUUGUGAUGGAUAUCCUGGGUAAGUUCCCCGGCAUGCCUGGUCUCUUCACGGCCUGCGUGUUUAGCGGGGCGCUCAGCACCAUGUCCUCGGGGCUGAACGCGCUCGCCGCCGUGGCUCUGGAGGACUUCGUCAAGCCCUGCUUCCCCAACUUCAGCGAUCUGAAGUACACGUGGAUAUCCAAGGGCCUUGCGAUGUUGUUCGGCUGCUCGAUGAUCCUGAUGGCAUACGUGGCGUCCCUGAUGGGGCCCGUGGUCCAGGCGUCACUCAGUAUUUUCGGCAUGGUGGGAGGUCCCAUGCUCGGCGUCUUCGUCCUGGGGAUGUUUUUCCCGUGUGCAAACAAAUGGGGAGGCCUGGCAGGCCUUCUGACCAGCCUUGCGAUGUCGCUGUGGGUCGGGUUGGGAGGGUUCGUGUGGCCGAGGUCGCGUUGGAUGCCGCCCGUGUCCACCGAGGGAUGUCCCUCGGUCAAUGUCACAGCAAACAUCACCACACAGUCCACGGUAGCCAUGGUUACGGCACUCUAUGACGUCAACAAUACAGCGGAGCCCACUUCAAUUGAUUAUCCACCAGAAUCAGUGCUGUACGAACUGUCCUACGCGUACCUGGGAGCCUUCGCUACGGUUAUCUGUAUCGUCAUCGGUCUUCUUGUCAGUUGUAUCACAGGUCCUCAGAAGCCAGAGGAACUGGACCCCAAACUGACCAUCCCGGUUUGCGACAGUCUGUUCUGUUGCCUGCCCAACAGUUGGCUGAAAUGUCUCCGCUGUGGAGUAAAACAGGACCAGACGGAGGAUGACAAGGCCAUGAAAAUGAUGGACAUUGAGAAUCCAUCAUUCACAUCUGAGACGGAAGAAACCAAGAACAGCGAGGAGUCAGAGAAGCCUGGACAACAGAGGGUUGAUAAAGUAACUAAUGAAACAGACACGUUCUUAUAAGUGGUUCUGAAAAAAAAAAUAUAGUUCAGCAGGAUUUUUAAGUAUUGGAAUUUAUUUUUAACCAAGAAAGGAAUAAAUGUCAGAGUGAAUUAAUAAAUGAAGCUUUAUGAAAGUACCCGCGUGUGCACCAGACACCAUAAGAAAGUGCAAAAUGUAUGGUACGUAAAUAAAGAGAACAGAGGUACGGAUUUACAUAACAAACUGAACUGAAUAAAGGAUAUAUUAUAAAUAAAAUACAGUGCUGAUAUACAAAUGUCAAAUUAUAGAUACAAAUGAUCAAAGCCCGUAAAUAAUUAGCAAAGAUUUUAUAAAAUGUAGACGAUGAAUGAGAUAAAAUAAACUAGCCAAGUUGGAUAAAACUGAAGUGAAAUGCUGAAAAACAGGCGCUUUUCUUAAUGAUUGUUUUGAUGACGUAAAUGAUUCUCCCAGCGUGAAAAUCUAUCUCAUCAAAACAAGU
Messenger RNA from Branchiostoma belcheri (Belcher's lancelet), 2215 nucleotides. Its product is annotated as sodium-coupled monocarboxylate transporter 2-like. Gene Ontology annotation, cellular component: membrane. The transcript is spliced from 13 exons. Gene Ontology annotation, molecular function: symporter activity. The record is from RefSeq and is a predicted model, not a curated record. NCBI's taxonomy places the organism in Eukaryota, Metazoa, Chordata, Leptocardii, Amphioxiformes, Branchiostomatidae. Bases 7 to 1758 code for a protein of 583 amino acids. Gene Ontology annotation, biological process: sodium ion transport; transmembrane transport.